This is a messenger RNA of Coccidioides posadasii C735 delta SOWgp, 2465 nucleotides long. RefSeq lists its product as uncharacterized. The record is from RefSeq and is a predicted model, not a curated record. Lineage: Eukaryota; Fungi; Ascomycota; Eurotiomycetes; Onygenales; Onygenaceae.
GAUAUAUUUCUCGUCGUUGGCGGCGCCCGUUUGACCGUUAAGCGUCAAAACCCCUGGACGAAGAUCCCGGCGUUGUCCCUAGCAACCCGCCUGCGACAACACAGCAAACAACGCAGCGACUCGAGAAGAUAACGUAAAGAACAUGAAUUCCGAAUUCCCGAGGACAGCCAGCGGUGUCGAUAAUUUAUUUGUGUUACGGAGUACAAAUUUUCGGGAAAGGACUUGAGAGUCUCAAGUUGCUCGAGAUUCCUCUCCCUCCCUCCCUCUCUCCCUUCCCCCCCCACGCAACGCUUAUCGACCAGCGAAGUGCUAGGUUGCGAACUGCGAAAAGGAUAUUUCAACGGGGUCUAUGACCUCAUGGAAAAAUCAUAACUGACCUUUUGUCUGAAGCUAAUUGUAACGGCAACGGAUAAAUGGAGCGUUUGACGAAGGAGAGUCUCGACGGUUCCAUCCACUCCCCUGAUCUCGAUCGCAAUUAUUUCUUCUCUGGUGAGACGAAUGAGGAUGGUUUGAUUUACCCGCCCUCGUCGGAAGAAGGGCCUGGAGGCAUCCCACCGAAAGAUGACUAUAACGAAGGACUUGUGAGCGACAAUGGUGGAAGGAGGUCGCAUCGAUCGUCUAUAUCUUCGAUCCCGGGAUCGGUGGUGGUGCAUCCGCGCACAGACAUGCACCAUCAUGGUGAAAAUGAUCUUCUUCCCGGUUCUCUAGCCGGAGGCGCAUCCGGCUUGAACAAGAAGAACAAACCGCAUCCUUUUAUCACGCACGUUCGAGACCGAGAAUCACCCUUUCGACACCCGAGCUCCGUACGUGCAAUGCAGAUGGGUGACGAGGAUUCCGAGCUAGAUGCGCUGUCCCCUUCUUCAAUGACGUUGAAGGCGCGCAAGCAACGUGGACCUUUUCGCGGCCAGUCACCUUGUAUUUCAGAGAUGUCGAUGCCAAUGCGAUCGGGAACAGCGUCGCCUUCGUCGUCGGCGAAGAAAUACUACCGCUCGCCGCAUACUAGGUCGCCGCAGAUGAUCGUUCAGGAAGGAGUGAGAAAGGACUACCCUUUGGUACUGUUACAUUGUAACUUACUGGCCCCAUCUUUGUCGCUGCCGCCCCGGCUAGGAACUCCCAGCCCAGAACUGUUGAGGGAGGUUCUCCCGGAUGUAUAUUGGCGAAGGUGGAAACUUCUUGAGGAUAAAGUUGUGGGCUCAGGAGUAUUAAGGGAUCGUGGGGUGCUUAUAUCCCACCCACAGGAGGCCUACGACGUUCUCGAGGAAAGACUACUGGAGAGCCUGGAGCUGAUCCGGCCAAGACUGGCAUACGGCCAUUUCUUCGGCUCCGAGGACGGCAAGGGCAGCAGUGGCGACAAUGAUAGCGAUGAGGAGUCGGAAUGUGUUAUUGAUGCCGGAGAAGGCGCCAAAUGCCGUGAUUGCGGCCACACUGUCCUCAAGAAUCCAGAAGGCGGGGAGAGGAAAUGGGAAGUUAGAAUUUAUGCCGCUAAUGGAUUAAUGAGGGCGGGCGCAUGGGCAGCGGCCUGGAAGGAUAUGGAGAAAGUUGACGUGGAGGUUGGAUUGUGGUUGCCAGUGGAUAUCAGGCGAGACCUUGAGCGAAGGAUGCUUGAAGAAGAAGCUUUUCGAAUGGAAGCUGAACUGCGUUCUAUCGAGGAGGAGAAGAGACGAAAGGAGGUUUACGGUGACGCCGGGUGUCCAUCCCAAGAAGAGAUCGAUGGAUACAUGGAUUCUCUCGACGCUGGAAUCCCUGGGGAGGAUCACCAGCAGCAAUCAUCCGCCCACGCGCCAUAUCCCAUUCAAUCGGAUUCAAACGGUGUGGGAUUCUUAAUCAAAAAGUUCCAAAAUAUGGAGUUCCACGCUCUUGUCACUCAUUACAAGCGGGUAUUGUUCCGCGAUCCUGUCGUGACGCUCAUCGCAGGAGUUCUCCUUGUCCUCGCCGUCACAUACGGACCAUCCCGGGCUCCAAGCAUAGCGCCUGCGAGCAGUGCUCCGUCUUUCUCUCCUAACAAUGUAGUGACGGUGACUGCAACACACACACCUGCGGCCUACACUACGACUGUAUUUACGUCAUCACCAGCGAAGAGCAAGUGGCCACACAGCCCCGUUAUCCCAGCCGCAACAGUUGCAGUCAAUUGCUCGAUACCCACAGGUACUCUUAUCGCAGCUGAACCAUCGUCGGAACCAAAAUCGGUCCUCGACAUGAGACCUAUGUCGCAGGGAACUAACGGUCAAGAAGGAGAUGAGCCAUCUCCCAACGCCGAGUCAUGCAGCGAUGAUAAGUUGGAUUCGCUCUCCUCUGCUCCUAAAAUGGAAGAGCCGGCUUAGGGCUGAGGGCCCUGGGGGAAGAGAUUCACCCGCCUAAUCCGGUUUGAAUGCUGGCUUCGGGGAUCCCGGUCCAAUGUGGCUGUUAUAAGCUCUAUGGAUUUGAUUUGUUGGAUUUUCUGGGACGAUAUCGAAAUAAUGUAGCGA